Messenger RNA from Myiozetetes cayanensis, 586 nucleotides. Its product is annotated as serrate RNA effector molecule homolog. Gene Ontology annotation, cellular component: nuclear body. Lineage: Eukaryota; Metazoa; Chordata; Aves; Passeriformes; Tyrannidae. The record is from RefSeq and is a predicted model, not a curated record. The transcript is spliced from 6 exons. The annotation marks the transcript as partial. Gene Ontology annotation, biological process: mRNA processing; primary miRNA processing.
UCCCUGCGGGAUCAUCCACGUGCGGGGACCCCUGCCCCCCAACCGCGUGUCCCACGGAGAGGUGCUGGAGUGGCAGAGGGGUUUCGAGGCCAGGCUGGCCCCGCUCCUGGCGGGUCCCGGGGCCGUUCCCGACGAGGAAGCCCAAAGGUUGGGCCGGAAGGACCCCGAGCAGGAGCUCGAGAAGUUCGUGAGCGCCAACACCCAGGAGCUGGGCAAGGACAAGUGGCUGUGCCCCCUCAGCGGCAAGAAGUUCAAGGGCCCCGAGUUCGUCCGCAAGCACAUCUUCAACAAGCACUCGGACAAGAUGAGCGCGGUCAGGAAGGAGGUUUUGUUCUUCAACAACUUCCUGAUGGACCCCAAGCGCCCAGCGCUGCCCGAGGGCAAAGGGGGGCCCCCCCCGGGCCCCAACGCAGGGUCCCACCCCUACCCCCGGGCCCUACGGGGGUCGCGGCAGCUACGAAACCUUCCGGGGCAGGGGGGGCAGGGGGUACCUGAACAAACCCCGCUCCAGGAUGGAUGCGGGGACCCUCGGGCCAUCGUCGAGUACCGGGAUUUGGACGCCCUGAGGGACGUCGAUUUCUUCUGA